Chenopodium quinoa (quinoa) is the source of this 1817-nucleotide messenger RNA. RefSeq names its product protein PIN-LIKES 2-like. NCBI's taxonomy places the organism in Eukaryota, Viridiplantae, Streptophyta, Magnoliopsida, Caryophyllales, Amaranthaceae. Gene Ontology annotation, biological process: endoplasmic reticulum to cytosol auxin transport. The record is from RefSeq and is a predicted model, not a curated record. The transcript has 2 exons. Gene Ontology annotation, cellular component: membrane. Bases 205 to 1554 code for a protein of 449 amino acids.
CUUCAAUUCCUUAAAGAAUCUGACUUCAACUAUGGAAUAUACACCAUACUAUAAGAAGAUUAAUAACUCUAAAACUCAACUAAUUGGCCUUACUUCUGGGAAUCUUUCGUCACUAUUCUGGAAAAUGCACAACAAAUCUCGUCUUUUCUAAGCACUCAUCAACAAAACGUGUAAUCCCAUAAACAUAUUUUGAUCUGAGAAAUAAUGGCACAAAUUGGUAGAUUGUUGUUUGAGAGUAAUAUGAAUUCACAACGUGAAGAUGUUUUGAGUGCAAUUGUUCCAUUGUUGAAGCUAUUAAGCCUUACAAUGAUUGGAUUAGUGCUUUCGCGCUUCGAAAUGAUUCCGAGAGCAACGUUUAAGCUGCUUAGCAAGCUUGUUUUUGCAUUGUUCUUGCCUUGUUUGAUUUUUACUCAUCUUGGCGAAUCGAUUACUCUCGAAAAUUUCAUUCAAUGGUGGUUUAUACCAGUGAAUGUGGUGGUUAGUACCCUUUUUGGGUGUUUGUUAGGAUAUGUGGUGGUUCUUAUAUGCCGGCCGCCACCGGAAUUUAACAGAUUUACAAUAAUUAUGACUGGGUUUGGGAAUACAGGGAACCUGCCUCUUGCAAUUGUGAGUUCUGUUUGUCAUAGCUCGGAUAAUCCGUUUGGGCCGGAUUGUCAUCGGAAAGGGGUAGCUUAUGUGUCGUUUGCGCAAUGGGUUGCUGUGAUUUUUGUGUACACACUUGUUUACCAUAUGAUGGAGCCUCCAAUGGAGUAUUAUGAGAUUGUCCAAGAAGGUGCUGAAAUUCAGGAAGAGGGAACUGAGGAUGUUAGUGCACCGCUUCUAGUGGAAGCAGAGUGGCCCGGAAUUGAGGACAAAGAAACGGAACAUUCUAAGACCCCUUUCAUAGCAAGGGUGUUUAAUAGCAUCUCGAGUCUUUCAAGUUUGCCCGAUAUGGAUUCCAGAGACGGAGCAAUCUCAAGAGGCAAUACACCCAUGUCAGUUACAUGUUUUGCUGGUCCAAAUAAAGUAGCUAGAAAGAUCAAAGUUGUUGCUGAGCAAACUCCCAUUCAGCACAUACUCCAACCGCCUACCAUUGCUUCAUUGUUAGCUAUAGUUAUCGGAAUAGUACCUCAUCUUAAAGAGCUUGUAUAUGGUGAUGAUGUCCCACUGGCAUUUGUUACUGACAGUCUACAAAUUGUGGCAGGUGCUACAAUCCCAGCAGUGAUGCUUAUUCUUGGAGGCAUGCUUGCUGAGGGGCCAAAUGAAUCUACCCUUGGACUUCGUACAACGAUUGGUAUCAUAGUGGCACGACUCCUGGUUCUUCCUUUGGUUGGAAUUGGUGUGGUAGUGCUGGCUAAUAAACUGAACAUAGUAGUUGCAGGUGAUCAAAUGUACAUGUUUGUGCUAUUUUUGCAAUAUACGACUCCAAGUGCCAUCUUACUCGGGGCAAUUGCUAGCUUGCGGGGUUAUGGUGUUAGAGAGGCUUCAGCACUUCUGUUUUGGCAGCACGUUCUGGCUCUAGCAUCCCUUUCUCUGUACAUUGUAGUUUACUUUAAAUUGAUGUCAUUCAUUUAGAAUUGUUUUUUUGCCUUUACUUACUUUUUUCUUCAACAGUAUAUUUCAAGAAAUGUGUGCAAGUGUUGCCAUCGGUUUCAUGGCAUAGCUAUCUCAUACAAGGUUUUUUUUUUUUUUUUUUUUUUUUUUUUUUUUUUUUUUUUUUUUUUUUUUUUUUUGGUUAAUAGCUCAUAACCCUGUAGAAUUUAUUAUACCAAUGUCAUCUUUUCUUUUUCAUCUGUAUGUUUCGCUUUCUUGCUAGAUUUAAUCAGUCUUUAACUGUC